Messenger RNA from Boleophthalmus pectinirostris (great blue-spotted mudskipper), 1525 nucleotides. It is a transcript of the gene ube2na, whose product is annotated as ubiquitin-conjugating enzyme E2Na. The transcript is spliced from 4 exons. The coding region runs from base 112 to 576 and encodes 154 amino acids. The record is from RefSeq and is a predicted model, not a curated record. Lineage: Eukaryota; Metazoa; Chordata; Actinopteri; Gobiiformes; Gobiidae.
CGCACACUUUAGGAGCGGCGCUUUGGCGUGACCACGUGACGUGCGGAACCCGGAAGCAGUGGGUCUGUCAGUGUGAGUCUGCGCUGCUGAAGGAGCCGAACUAAAGUGAAGAUGGCAGGUCUGCCUCGCAGGAUCAUAAAGGAAACUCAGCGCUUGUUGGCAGAGCCGGUUCCAGGCAUUAAAGCUCUUCCUGAUGAGAGCAACGCGCGUUACUUUCACGUGGUGAUCGCCGGACCUCAGGACUCUCCGUUUGAGGGAGGAACCUUUAAGCUUGAACUCUUUUUACCAGAGGAAUACCCCAUGGCAGCUCCGAAAGUCCGCUUCAUGACCAAAAUCUAUCACCCCAAUGUAGACAAACUGGGAAGAAUAUGCCUUGACAUUUUAAAAGACAAAUGGUCACCUGCUCUUCAGAUCCGCACAGUCCUCCUGUCGAUUCAGGCGUUACUAAGCGCGCCCAACCCCGACGACCCUCUAGCGAACGACGUGGCCGAGCAGUGGAAGGCCAACGAAGCUAUCGCCAUCGAGACAGCCAAGUCCUGGACCAGGCUUUACGCUGGAAACAAAAAUGAAGUGUAGACGAUCUGGAGACGGAAGUGGAAGUGUGAACGCAACUCCUCAUGUUCGGCCAAGACCUCCUACUCCAUUUGCAUCAAGGACUCUGGUCUUAAUGAUAACUAUACAUCUAUAUUAUUCUAUAAACAUACAUAUAUGUAAGUGAACAGAUCUGCUGACAGUUGAUUUAAUCGCACACACACACACAAACACACGCGCGCAAUCCAAUAGUCCUCUGUGUCUGCCUUCACUCCGGUCACGCGCACGGGCUGAGGUUUUUACUCUCUCGACUUCAUUUGCCCGCCGACAGUCGCUUCAAACAGGAAACGCGCUCCACUUCGGGUUUUGGUGCGCGCGGUGUCUGUUUGGGUCACAAGGGGGCGGUGUAGUCCAAGAAAAGACGCACUAGAAAACGCUCGAACUUUUAUCUUUCUUUUUAACGCCGUUCUCUGUCGUUUCUUUGUCGAUAAAAAUGCUUCUGUCUCGCCGCUACCUGCUGCUUUUUAAAAAAAAUAGGCGUCACCCCGGCGGAGCGGAGCGGAGCAGAGCAGAACCCGGCGGCUCCGAACUCCGUGGCGUAGAAGGGCGGAGAAUAGACUGGACCUUUCUUUUAGUUUUAGCGAUUAUGUUUUUACGACCUGUCUUACCUGUGUGACAAACUGUUGCUCAUACUAACGAUGCCUUGUUCUCACCGUUCACCUCUGCUUCUGCUGCUUCUGGUGCAUUUCUUUGUCCUCACGGUCGCUUCUCGGAGCUGUCAGCACGACGGGGGGGUUGUGAAGGGUCGGGUUCCAGGAUCUUAACACGAGUCCAAUGGCCUAAAAAAGCCUGUAUUUUAUUCACUGUUUAUAAACUCAUUAUUUCUCUGAAUCUUGGGGUGGGGGGAAAUUGAAUUAUUUUCCUGUUUUCUGAAUGCUAUGAAUGGUCCACUUGCAUCUGUUUAUGUUCUGUAAAUAAAAUCUGUUGAUUGAUA